Ostrinia furnacalis (Asian corn borer) is the source of this 1787-nucleotide messenger RNA. RefSeq names its product myrosinase 1-like. Bases 230 to 1762 code for a protein of 510 amino acids. Gene Ontology annotation, molecular function: beta-glucosidase activity. NCBI's taxonomy places the organism in Eukaryota, Metazoa, Arthropoda, Insecta, Lepidoptera, Crambidae. The transcript is spliced from 6 exons. Gene Ontology annotation, biological process: carbohydrate metabolic process. The record is from RefSeq and is a predicted model, not a curated record.
UAUUCAUUCAUUUCAGUUCAUUUUUCGCAAAUAUAAUUUAGCACCGCUCCACUCCCCAUACUAAAAUCGUUUUAUCAAGUGAUAUAAGUACGAUAAAAAUUUAAAAGUACUUAUGAUAUUCAUCUUCGGAAUUAUCUUUCCUCUAAAUGAGAUAUGAUAAAAAUAUUGCUAAGUUAUAUAACCGAAUGAUUGCUCUUACUGUCAUAACAAAAGUGAUCGUGCAACAAAAAUGUUUCUCAAAAGGAUAGUUCUAUCCUUGUUUUGUUUCCACGUGGUGUUGGGAAAAACACCUGAAAUUCGAGAAGAUGUAAGGAAAUUCCCUGACGGUUUCCUGUUUGGUGUUGCGUCCGCUUCGUACCAGGUGGAAGGGGCUUGGGAUGAAGAUGGUAAAUCGGAGAGUAUCUGGGAUCAUGACACUCACAAGAUACCCAGCCCCAUCGAUGAUAUGUCUACAGGAGACAUCGCGGACGACUCAUAUCAUUUAUACAAACGUGACGUAGAGAUGGUCAGAGAAAUGGGCGUUGACUUUUACAGAAUUUCCCUGUCCUGGACCAGGAUCAUGCCUACUAGUUUCCCAGACAAAAUCAACCAAGCAGGAGUUGACUACUACAACAAUUUGAUUAAUGAACUACUGAAACACAACAUUAAACCAAUGAUUACACUCUUCCACUGGGACAUGCCCCAAAAGCUUCAAGAGAUGGGGGGAUGGACAAAUCCCAAUAUUGUUGACUGGUACGGCGACUACGUACGGACUGCCUACGAACUGUUCGGAGACAGGGUUAAAUAUUGGAUCACCAUCAACGAGCCCACUCAAAUUUGCCUUUAUGGCUAUGGAUUAAAUUUGUUAGCGCCUAGGCUUAAUAUUCCUGGUGUGGCUGAUUAUUUGUGCUCUAAAAAUUUACUAUUAGCUCACGCACGGGCCUACCAUAUCUAUGAUGAAGAAUUUAGAGCGUCUCAGGGAGGCAAUAUAUCCAUUACACUCAGCGCUCAGUGGUAUGAACCUGAGUCUGAAUUGUAUGCCACUGCUUCAAGAGAAUAUCUGCAAUUUGACUCAGGAGUCUAUGCUCAUCCUAUCUUCUCAAAGGAGGGGGAUUGGCCUUCAAUUGUAAAGGAGAAAGUAGCUCGCAAAAGUGCAGAACAAGGAUUUGCCAGAUCCCGACUUCCUGACUUUACUCCUGAAGAAAUAGAAUACGUUCGUGGAACGUCAGAUUUCUUCGGACUGAAUCAUUACUCCAGUUACUUCGUGAAUAUGGAUGAGGACACCAUCAAUAGCUAUGCAGUUCCUUCCCGGGCCGAUGAUAUUGGUGUCAAUGUAUUCAAACUAAACGAAUGGGUUUUAUCCGAAUUUAGUUCAACUGACUAUGUGCCUUGGGGAUUCUACAAACUACUAAACUACUUUAGAGAAGAAUAUGACAACCCCCCUAUAUUUAUAACUGAAAAUGGUUUCGGAACUUACUAUACUGGGUUGGACGACGACGAACGAGUAACAUACUAUAGGGGCUACAUUGGCGCCGUGCUGGAUGCCAUUGAUGAUGGCACUAAUAUCAUUGGGUAUACCGCAUGGUGUCUCAUGGAUAACUUCGAAUGGACUAAGGGAUACACGGUCCGAUACGGCAUCUACCACGUGGACUUCGAAAGCCCGAACCGCACGCGAACCCCGCGCAAGUCCGCCUUCGUGUAUAAGGAGAUUGUGCGCACGCGCUCGCUCGACAUCGGCUUCGAACCCGACACCUCUGUGAUGACUAUUGACGAAGGACACUGAUGACAAAUAAACUACGUUAUUAUUA